ACACGGGUGCACAAACAUCCUACACGCUGACAGGUCAGUGAAGCUCACGCUGAAGCUUUCUUUUUUAUCUUCUGCAAGCAAGCUCCAACUUUAUUCCUUUUGGAUGAAAAACAUUGUUUUGAAAAAACAAGAGCGAUGCUGUAGACGUAAAAACACGGGGAUGACUUCUUUAAAUUUGGAUCUUGCGGACGCGAGUUGUCAAAGUUGCGGUGAUGUGCGCGAAUAAGGAGGGGCGCAGCGUGGCAAAGUGAGCGAAAUUGCGCCAAAGAUGUCAACCUUGCUUUGCCACCCACACGAAAUCGAUUGUAUUACCCACAAGAAGCCGGCUCCUCCACGUAUAAAUAGAGACGGGAGGAUAUUUCACCAAAGACGGUGUUGAACAAGAAGAGCUCACUGCCACCCGGACCAGGACUUUAAAGCAUUUUGAGGAGGUCAACUAUCUCACAACUAGGGGGUUUGCUUCCACCCAGGUCAUGCAGCUGGAGAGGAAAUGGCACAUACUCCUGAUUUUCCUCCUCCUGCUCAUCACCUCAGCCGACCAGUGCAUGGACAACAAGGAGGUCAAGCAGAAGGACAGAAGGACCCUGUUGGACUUCAUCUUACAGGCGGUCAGAGACAGCCAGCAAUGGAACAAACACAUGUCCAAGCGUUGCAGCGAUGGACUCUUUGCCUCCCUCCAGGACCUGAGGUUGACCUCCCGUGAAAAGCCUUUCUACAUUCCCAGGCUGGAGAACCGUAAACUCACAGAAGUCGUUCCUCGAGACGUAAACAUGAAAAGCAAGUUCAUUCAACACUUUACAGCAGGACCAGUCAAGUUCUCAUCGGAAUGCAGAACACACUUUGACAGACUUUAUCACAACACAAGGGAUUGCACAAGACCAGCAUAUUAUAAAAGAUGUGCAAGAUUGCUGACACGAUUAGCAAUGAGUCCACUCUGCACGCAAUCGUAGAUAUCAAAUGUCCCAUUAUGAUGGAAGACCGUGUUGCCAAGGAAGUGCCUUCAAAUCCACAACGGUUAUACGUGUAUGAACAUUGUUUCUAUUUUUGUUAGCCUUCUCGACAGCACCCACAAUGCGGACAUUGUUGGUUAUUUUCUUUCUAUAGAGUAAUCCCUCGCCACUUUGCGGCUUCACUCUAUCACGGUAUUUCAGAGUAGAUUCAUGAGUAAAUCAUGCUGUUUUAUUAUUAGUAAAAAAAAAAAAUGCACAUUUAAGCACAUUUUCGGUAUUUAUGUGCCUAAAUUAAGCAUUUUCAAGUGGAAAAAUGGCUAAAUCAGGGGUGUCCAAACUUUGAAAAGUGAAAGGAUGCAACUUUGCCUGGAAAUAUAUGGAGAUAUGCUAAGAAGUUAGAUAUAUUUCAAGACAAAAACUGCAUUUCAGGUGAAAAAGCCCUAUUAUUAUCAACUUCACUCUUCGCUCUUUUAUUUCCAUGUUUGCUGUUGGUGUUUUGUUUUUUUUUCCCAAUAUUUCAACCUUCUUCUGAAAUAAUCUUUUUAAAUUUUCUUUUUGCAAUAUUUUGACUUUAUUCCCAUAUUAUUAUAACUUUUUCUCUGACCAAUUUUUCCAAAAAUUACAACUUUAAUUAAAAAAAUUACAUCUAACAUCUCGUUAGAAUACACCUUUUGCUAAUGUUUUUACUUUAUUCACAUCAAAUUACAGCUGUUAAUUCCAUUUCUGCUGUUGUUGGAGUUUUUUCCCCCCAAAUAUUUCAACUUUCUUCUUAACAUUUUGACUUUAUUCCCAUUUUUUGAGUUCAUUGUCAUAGCAUUAUCUUUUCCGCAACGUAAUUUUCAACUUUCUUUGUUUUUUUUUUUCAUAAUAUUGCGUCUUUUGGCUUUAUAUUUCGACCUUAUGCUUAAAAUAAUGUUAUUAAUGUUAAUGACGUUAUUCACGUAAAAUUGCGAUUUUUUUCUCAUUAGAUUCCAACAUUUCUCUCUUAGUCUUUUUAAUUUUUUAAAUUUUGUGUUUAAAGUAUAUUUUUAGAAUGUCCUAUGGGCUACAAAUGGCCCCCGGGCUGCAUUUUGGACACCCCUGGGCUAAUUGAAGUAAAAUAAGGCAUUCAGAAGACGCAUUCAAAGAUGUGAUAUGUAGUAUUGUACACUGGUCACUAAGUGCCAGUAAUGUUCCUGUAAUGUUGGGUGAGAACACACAAGCGCCAGAAUCUUAACCGUGAUAAACGAGGGAUUACUGUAUUUCAUACAACGCACGUAUAUUUGUAUGUUGAUAUUAAUUUAAUAUGACACAUAUUUAUUGAGACGCUGUGUAUAUAAUAUUUACAGAUCAUGCAGAGUUGAAUGAUUUAGUUUGCAAAGGUUCUCCUCCGCCGUUGUUGUGAAGCGACAACUUGCCUUGCAGUCAACCAUUCGUCACGCUCUCGUCCUCAUCACUUUUUUAUUUGGCACUUGAGUGACAUGCCGACUAUGAGAAGAGGCGGAAUGCCAACGUACAGUAUGUGAUAAGACACUGCACUGCCAACAAUAAAGACUAUUGAAGCAGAGCAAAUAUUGAGAUUAUUGCCAAUAAAAGGCAGGCAAUGACGUCACGGGCAGGACUGAAAAUGGAAGUGAAUGACUUGUUAUUGACAAGAAAAUACAGCGGAACCUCCAAGGUGGCACAAUCAGUGGAUCAGCAGAUUUUUGGUAAAAAAAAUAUAUAUUUUUUUCCAUUCUAUUUUGCUUUAUUUUCAUUUUUUAGGAUUAAUAAAUAAAUACGUGAUAGUACAGGUAAAAACAAAAAAACCUACCAUUUUUACAUGUUUAUGUCUUUGUGCUUCAGUUUGCUUUCCAUGCAGUAGAAAAGUACAAUGCUGAACGUCCUCUAAAGUUGAACAAUUCAGAAUUCCACCAAAAUUCUCAGUGUGAUGAAAACACUUACUUAUUGUGGUGCACGCGUCCCUGUCCUGGCUGCUCAGUACAAUAUGGCUAAAACAGCAAUACGUCGGUGCCCGGAGUGAAAGAAGAUGCUAACUACAUCAUCAUAGUUACUUUUUUUCUCCUGCCAUAGUUACUUUCUCCCUUUUUCCUCCUCCUCGCUUUCACGUAUGCGAUGCUUUACGAAGAGCAGUGGUUUCCAAACUUUUUACAGUGGUGUACCCCUUCACACAUUUUGACUUGAAGCCAUGUCCCCCCUACUCCUGGACACUUGAAAACGCAAACAUUUUUAUCUUCAUUAACUUAAACUAUUAAACAUCAUGAAUUGUUUAAUUAAUUUGAUAGUAAAUGUGUAUUUUGCAUGGUCACAUUUUGAUGAAGUUUCACAUGAGCACUGACACAUAGAUAAGUAAUCAUUCUACGUAACUUUUAUACCAGGUGGCGUCCUUCCGUAUGAAUGGGUUGAAUUUCAGCUGCACUUUUUUUGUCCAUUCAUAAUGUCUAUGGUUUAAGUCUGCAUACUAAUUUAAAGGAAAACCGCACUUUUUUUUUUAAUUGCCUAUCAUCCACAAUCCUUAUGUGAAACAUGAACACAUAUUUCAUUCCCUUUUCUGUGCGUUCUAGCAAGAGAAAACGAGUUAGCAUGAGCCAGCUAAAAAUGCACGUCAAGUGAGGUACCCAAACAAAAAACCCUCAAAAAAACACCAACCCAUUUCCAUUUCCAUUAACCAAGCUACAGCGAUAUUGUUAUUGUAGCAGCUAACACCAAGAACUACAUUUAUCUGGUGGAGUAACACAACGCCUCAAUCGUCUCAGCGUCACUCACAACGCCUCAAGCCAGUGCAACGGGACAGACGGAAGAGUGGAUACUACUGGCUCUCGAUUUCGCUACGAAGGCUCAACAAGAUGCUCGUUUUCUGUCAGUGUUUUUUACCUGACAACUACCUGAGCACAAGUCUUGUGCUGAAGAGACGCAGACCAUCCCAAUGGGGGCGGACAUUGGAAGUUUCGUCGUUGCUAAAAAUUGCUGGAAAAUUUUCUUUGCAAAAAUCUUUUAUUAGAUCAUAUACUGUAGCUAUGGAGAGAAUGUCUGCUGAAUCUAAGGAACAAAUGUCAGAAUUUCAGUCUAUACUGUAUGGGCACCAAUCCCUUGCUUUCUCCCUUCAGG
Messenger RNA from Dunckerocampus dactyliophorus (ringed pipefish), 4037 nucleotides. It is a transcript of the gene alkal1, whose product is annotated as ALK and LTK ligand 1. The transcript has 6 exons. Gene Ontology annotation, biological process: positive regulation of ERK1 and ERK2 cascade; positive regulation of ERK5 cascade. The record is from RefSeq and is a predicted model, not a curated record. NCBI's taxonomy places the organism in Eukaryota, Metazoa, Chordata, Actinopteri, Syngnathiformes, Syngnathidae. The coding region runs from base 474 to 950 and encodes 158 amino acids. Gene Ontology annotation, molecular function: receptor tyrosine kinase binding; receptor signaling protein tyrosine kinase activator activity.